Molecule: messenger RNA, 3212 nt
Organism: Suricata suricatta (meerkat)
Lineage: Eukaryota; Metazoa; Chordata; Mammalia; Carnivora; Herpestidae
Gene: EPHA5
Product: EPH receptor A5
Exons: 18
Coding region: 23-2965 (980 amino acids)
Biological process (GO): protein phosphorylation; axon guidance; cell surface receptor protein tyrosine kinase signaling pathway
Cellular component (GO): neuron projection; plasma membrane
Molecular function (GO): transmembrane-ephrin receptor activity; ATP binding; protein binding
Source: RefSeq, a predicted model, not a curated record
UUUAUUGGAUUCACGUACUGUCAUGGGGGACUUGGGAUGGAUUGCUUUUCCAAAAAAUGGGUGGGAAGAGAUUGGUGAAGUUGAUGAAAAUUAUGCCCCUAUCCACACAUACCAAGUAUGCAAAGUUAUGGAACAGAAUCAGAAUAACUGGCUUUUGACCAGUUGGAUUUCCAACGAAGGUGCUUCCAGAAUCUUUAUAGAACUCAAGUUUACUCUGCGAGACUGCAACAGUCUUCCUGGUGGACUGGGAACCUGCAAGGAAACCUUUAACAUGUAUUACUUUGAGUCUGAUGACGAGAAUGGGAGAAACAUCAAGGAAAACCAGUACAUCAAAAUUGAUACCAUUGCUGCCGAUGAAAGCUUCACAGAGCUUGAUCUUGGUGACCGGGUUAUGAAACUGAAUACAGAGGUCAGAGAUGUAGGACCUCUAAGCAAAAAAGGAUUUUAUCUUGCUUUUCAAGAUGUGGGUGCUUGCAUUGCUCUGGUUUCUGUGCGUGUGUACUAUAAAAAAUGCCCCUCUGUGGUACGCCACUUGGCUGUGUUCCCUGACACAAUUACUGGAGCUGACUCCUCGCAGCUGCUCGAAGUGUCUGGUUCCUGUGUCAACCAUUCUGUGACGGACGAACCACCCAAAAUGCACUGCAGCGCUGAAGGGGAGUGGCUGGUGCCCAUCGGGAAAUGCAUGUGCAAGGCAGGAUAUGAAGAGAAAAAUGGCACCUGUCAAGUGUGCAGACCUGGGUUCUUCAAAGCCUCACCUCACAGCCAGAGCUGCAGCAAAUGUCCACCUCACAGUUAUACCCAUGAGGAAGCUUCAACCUCUUGUGUCUGUGAAAAGGAUUAUUUCAGGAGGGAGUCUGAUCCACCCACAAUGGCAUGCACAAGACCCCCCUCCGCUCCUCGGAAUGCCAUCUCAAACGUUAAUGAAACUAGUGUCUUUCUGGAAUGGAUUCCCCCUGCUGACACUGGUGGAAGGAAAGAUGUCUCAUAUUAUAUUGCAUGCAAGAAGUGCAACUCCCAUGCAGGUGUGUGUGACCAGUGUGGCGGUCAUGUCAGGUACCUCCCCCGGCAAAUCGGCCUGAAAAACACCUCUGUCAUGAUGGUGGAUCUGCUCGCUCACACAAACUAUACCUUUGAAAUUGAGGCAGUGAAUGGAGUGUCCGACUUGAGCCCAGGAGCCCGGCAAUAUGUAUCUGUAAAUGUAACCACAAAUCAAGCAGCCCCCUCUCCGGUCACCAAUGUGAAAAAGGGGAAGAUUGCAAAAAACAGUAUCUCUUUGUCUUGGCAAGAGCCAGAUCGUCCCAAUGGAAUCAUCCUGGAGUAUGAAAUUAAAUAUUUUGAGAAGGACCAAGAAACCAGCUAUACAAUUAUCAAAUCUAAAGAGACGACUGUAACUGCCGAGGGCUUGAAGCCAGCUUCAGUGUAUGUCUUCCAAAUUCGAGCUCGCACAGCAGCAGGCUAUGGUGUCUUCAGUCGAAGAUUUGAGUUUGAAACCAUCCCAGUGUUUGCAGCUUCCAGCGAUCAAAGCCAGAUUCCUAUAAUUGCUGUGUCUGUGACAGUGGGAGUUAUUUUGUUGGCAGUGGUUAUUGGCUUCCUCCUCAGUGGAAGCAAGAAAUGGGAGUGCCUGGCUUGGAACUUCAUUAGUUGCUGCGAGCGUGGCUGUGGAAGGGCUUCUUCCCUGUGCGCUGUUGCCCAUCCAAGCCUAAUAUGGCGGUGUGGUUACAGCAAAGCAAAGCAAGAUCCAGAAGAGGAAAAGAUGCAUUUUCAUAAUGGGCACAUUAAACUGCCAGGAGUAAGAACUUAUAUUGAUCCACACACCUAUGAGGAUCCCAAUCAAGCUGUCCAUGAAUUUGCCAAAGAGAUAGAAGCCUCAUGCAUCACCAUUGAAAGAGUUAUUGGAGCAGGUGAAUUUGGUGAAGUUUGUAGUGGACGUUUGAAACUUCCAGGAAAAAGAGAAUUACCUGUGGCGAUCAAAACCCUCAAAGUAGGCUAUACAGAAAAGCAACGCCGAGAUUUCCUGGGUGAAGCAAGUAUCAUGGGGCAGUUUGAUCAUCCCAACAUCAUCCACUUAGAAGGUGUUGUGACCAAAAGCAAACCCGUGAUGAUAGUGACAGAGUACAUGGAAAAUGGCUCUUUAGAUACAUUUUUAAAGAAAAACGAUGGGCAAUUCACUGUGAUUCAGCUUGUUGGCAUGCUGAGAGGCAUCUCUGCGGGAAUGAAGUACCUUUCCGACAUGGGCUACGUGCAUAGAGACCUUGCUGCCAGAAACAUCUUAAUCAACAGUAACCUUGUGUGCAAAGUGUCUGACUUUGGACUUUCCCGCGUGCUGGAAGAUGAUGCCGAAGCAGCCUAUACCACCAGAGGAGGCAAAAUUCCAAUCAGAUGGACUGCCCCAGAAGCGAUAGCUUUCCGAAAGUUUACCUCGGCCAGUGAUGUCUGGAGCUAUGGAAUCGUGAUGUGGGAGGUUGUGUCUUAUGGGGAGAGACCCUACUGGGAGAUGACCAAUCAAGAUGUGAUUAAAGCAGUGGAGGAAGGCUACCGUCUGCCAAGCCCCAUGGAUUGCCCUGCUGCUCUCUACCAAUUAAUGCUGGAUUGCUGGCAAAAAGACCGAAAUAGCAGGCCCAAGUUUGAUGAAAUCGUCAACAUGUUGGAUAAGCUGAUAAGGAACCCAAGUAGCUUGAAGACGCUGGUGAAUGCAUCAAGCAGGGUAUCUAAUUUACUGGCAGAACAUGGCCCACUGGGAUCUGGGGCCUACAGAUCAGUAGGUGAAUGGCUAGAAGCAAUCAAAAUGGGCCGGUAUACAGAGAUUUUCAUGGAAAAUGGAUACAGUUCAAUGGACGCUGUGGCUCAGGUGACCUUGGAGGAUUUGAGACGGCUUGGAGUGACUCUUGUCGGUCACCAGAAGAAGAUCAUGAACAGCCUUCAAGAAAUGAAGGUGCAGCUGGUAAAUGGGAUGGUGCCGCUGUAACUUCCUUUUCAUGUCACUUCAUCAAGUGAAUGAUUCUGCACUUUGUAAACAAGCCCUGAGAUUUAUUUUAACAAAAAAAGAGGGAAAAGGGAAAACUCAGUGAUUUCUAAACCUUAGGAGAACAUCUGUUCAAGCCGCAGAAUUUGUAAUCAGUGUUUUACUAAAAUCUCCAUAUCUUCUUCUCUGUGUCUUAAUUUUUCAUGAAGCAAAUAUAAAUAGAAUAAAAACAUGAGGUUAAACAUGAUCU